GAGAAUUAACUGAGAUUUGUCAGAAACCUUCUAGAGACUUCCUGCCUCAGCCUAAUUUAGUCUGUCUGUCUCUUAGAUCCGCUAGAAGCUGAUUGGUUGGUCGCCUGGUUGGUUGCACGAUGGGCAGAGAAAGAGGCAGAAUUCUGACCGGGGGGGUAGCUGAGCACUAGAGGAGGGUAAAAGGUCCCACUGUACACCCCUGGACCGGAACAGGAUGGCUCUUAAACAGACAGACAGACAGUAAACUGGGAGGCAUUAUAAACAAGCAUUACAAACAGACAGUCGUCAUUGUCAUUCCAGACUGUGUGAGAGUGAGAGUGAGAGUGAGAGAGAGAGAGAGAGAGAGAGAGAGAGAGAGAGAGAGAGAGAGAGAGAGAGAGAGAGAGAGAGAGAGAGAGAUAGGGGUAGAGAAGAGAGAAGCAGUCAGUCCUGUGUUGGGUUUGGUGCUGCCUGUCUGCCUGACGGGGACUGAGAGCGAGCGACGCAGCAAUUAGAGGAUCUGACUGCAUCCCCCUCAGCCUCAGCCUCCACUGGCAAGACUAGACAGAAACAAACAAACAGGUAGGGGGACUGCUACUAGAAGGGAAGGACAGGUUAGAUAGAGGUAGUGACAGCAAGAGUGAGAGAGAGGGAAGGAAAGAGAAAGGUAGACAGUGCAAAGGAGAGGGAUAGAGAGCAGGUGUCUGAAAUCCUCUCCCUCUGCUUGUAAUUUUCUCUUCUGUUUCCCCCUCUUCUUCUGGGAGAGGUAUUGGAUUUUGACAACGAUACUCGGAGCCGUCGAGGCCUUCCGCCGGUCCAGAGGGAAGGAAACAAGGGAAGGAGAGAGAGAAAGGGAAGUAGGGGGGCCCUUUUGGAUUGAAACAGACUCAUUUUUCAACCCUCGUGUUUUAUUUGACGAAGAGGCUCCUUCCACGUCUAUAGCUCUACUGAGGAGAGGGAGAGAGAUAAAGAAAGGGAAGAAGACAGCACAAUACCUUUUCUUUUCCUCCUUCUGUCUUUUACUCUCUACUUUUGUUGAGGGUGUCUGAAGAUUUUUUCUAUCCUCAUUUGUUGCUUUUUCUCUUCACCUCCAAAAGGAAUAUUGUUGCCCAGCUAUCACAGUCCAAGUACUGGAAUCUACCGUCUUGUCCUCUCUCUCUCAGCCCCCCACCCCUACACGGAGACAAUCCGGAACGCUGUGACAGCCCCACAAGCCCCCCCCCCCCCAACAGUGGAUUCUAUCUCCAUGCCUGUCGAGGGCUGUGCUGACUGGCUACUACACACAUAUAUGGUACACCGCUUCUGAUAUCGUCUGACUCAUUCUGUGGCGAGCAGGCAGCCAGCAGACCGUUCUCCAUGAGGAGCAGUAGAAGAUGCCGGCUCUGCCAGCGCUGCUGCUGUCGAUACACUUCUCCUCCUUCCUGCUAGUUACCAUGGCACCACGCUCCGGAAGCCAGGCCACCCUGCUCUCCUCUGUCCGGAUGGCUGCGAUCCUGGAUGACCAGUCAGUGUGUGGGCGUGGGGAGCGGCUGGCUCUGGCCCUGGCCAGGGAGAACAUCAACAGUGUGAUGGAGGGAGGGGCUAGAGCCCGUGUGGAGGUGGACAUAUUCGAACUGCAGAGGGACUCCCAGUAUGAGACCACUGACACCAUGUGCCAGAUUCUACCUAAAGGAGUGGUGUCUGUGAUAGGCCCUGCCAACAGCCCUGCUUCUGGCUCGACUGUCAGUCAUAUAUGUGGAGAGAAGGAGAUCCCUCAUGUAAAGAUAGGUCCAGAGGAGACUCCCAGGUUGCCCUACCUACGUUUUGCCUCGGUCAGUCUGUACCCUAGCAACGAGGACAUGAGCCUGGCCGUGGCAGCCAUCCUGCGAUCCUUCAGCUACCCCUCAGCCAGCCUGGUCUGCUCCAAGGCCGAGUGCCUUCUGCGAUUGGAGGAGCUAGUGCGGCGCUUCCUGAUCUCCAGGGAGACGCUGUCAAUCAGGAUGCUGGAUGACAGCCUGGAUCCCACCCCUCUGCUGAAGGAGAUACGAGACGACAAGGUGGCCACCAUCAUCAUCGACGCCAACGCCUCCAUCUCCUACCUCAUCCUCAAAAAGGCGUCAGAGUUGGGGAUGACAUCAGCGUUUUACAAGUACAUCCUCACCACCAUGGACUUCCCCCUGCUGAGGCUGGACGACAUAGUCGAUGACCAGUCCAACAUCAUAGGGUUCUCCAUGUUCAACACCACCCAUCCAUUCUACCUGGAGUUCAUCAGGAGUCUCAACCUGUCCUGGAGGGAGGGCUGUGAUCUCAUCUACCCCGGGCCUGCGUUGUCGUCAGCGUUGAUGUUUGACGCGGUGCACGUUGUGGUGGGGGCGGUGAGGGAGCUCAACAGGAGUCAGGAGAUUGGUGUCAAACCUCUCAGCUGCACCUCUCCUCAGAUUUGGCAACACGGCACCAGCCUCAUGAACUACCUACGCAUGGUGGAGUAUGAUGGUCUGACAGGCCAUGUGGAGUUCAACAGUAAAGGACAGAGGACCAACUACACCCUGAGGAUUCUAGAGAAACACCGCAGGCGUCACAGAGAGAUUGGUAUCUGGUACUCCAACAACACACUGGCUAUGAACGCCACCAGUCUGGACAUCAACGUCUCGGAAACACUGGCCAACAAGACCCUCAUCGUCACCACAAUAUUGGAGAGCCCCUAUGUGAUGCGUAAGGGGAACUACCAGGAGUACCAGAGGAAUGACCAGUAUGAGGGCUUCUGUGUGGACAUGUUAAGAGAGCUGGCAGACAUCUUGAAGUGCUCCUUCAGGAUUAAACUGGUGGAUGAUGGGCUGUAUGGAGCGCCUGAACCCAACGGGUCCUGGACCGGCAUGGUGGGAGAGCUCAUCAACAGGAAAGCAGACUUGGCAGUAGCAGGCUUUACCAUCACCUCUGAGAGGGAGAAAGUCAUAGACUUCUCCAAGCCCUUCAUGACGCUAGGAAUCAGCAUCUUGUACAGAGUCCACCUGGGGAGGAAGCCAGGGUAUUUCUCCUUCCUGGACCCCUUCUCUCCGGCUGUUUGGCUCUUCAUGCUGCUCGCCUACCUGGCUGUCAGCUGUGUGCUCUUCCUGGCUGCAAGGUUAAGUCCCUAUGAGUGGUACAACCCCCACCCAUGUCUGCAGGGGCACAAGGACAUGCUGGAGAACCAGUACACCCUAGGGAACAGCCUGUGGUUCCCUGUAGGAGGCUUCAUGCAGCAGGGCUCUGAGAUCAUGCCCCGUGCCCUGUCCACACGCUGCGUCUCAGGGGUCUGGUGGAUGUUUACUCUGAUCAUCAUCUCCUCCUACACGGCCAACCUGGCAGCCUUCCUGACCGUCCAGAGGAUGGAGGUGCCCAUCGAGUCUCCUGACGACCUGGCCGACCAGACCAACAUCGAGUAUGGCACUAUCCACGGGGGGAGCACCAUGACUUUCUUCAUGAACUCGCGCUACCAGACAUACCAGCGCAUGUGGAACUACAUGCACUCCAAGCAGCCCAGUGUGUUUGUGAAGAGCACGGAGGAGGGCAUUGCCCGCGUGGUCAACUCUAAAUAUGCCUUCCUCCUGGAGAGCACCAUGAAUGAGUAUUACCGCAAACUCAACUGUAAUCUCACCCAGAUUGGGGGUCUGCUGGACACCAAGGGCUACGGCAUCGGCAUGCCACUGGGCUCUCCGUUCAGAGAGGAGAUCACUAUGGCCAUCCUGCACCUGCAGGAGAACAACAGGCUGGAGAUCCUGAAGAGGAGGUGGUGGGAGGGAGGACAGUGCCCUAAAGAGGAGGACCACAGAGCCAAGGGUCUGGGCAUGGAGAACAUCGGGGGUAUCUUCGUGGUGUUGAUCUGUGGCCUCAUCAUCGCUGUGUUCGUGGCCAUCAUGGAGUUUGUGUGGUCGACGCGCUGCUCUUCAGAGACAGACGAGGUACGCCCUCACUCCUGCCCUCGCCGACACCACAGACCCACCCCAGUGUCUGUCUGUCAGGAGAUGAUCACAGAGUUCCGAAACGCCGUCUCCUGUAAGAAGAGUUCCCGUUCCCGUCGUCGCCGCCCCCUGGGCAAAUCCGCGGCCCUCCGCCACCCCACCCGCAUCGCCCUGGGGACCCAGCGGCCACUCCGCCUCGUACGGGAGAUGCGCCUCAGCAACGGCAAGCUCUACAGUGGCUCGGGACCCCUGACAGGGGGGCCAGGAGGGGGUGUAGGGGCUGGGGGAGGUCCCUCAGACAUGGGACCCGGGCCUCAGCGACUCCUGGAGGACCCUCUGGGGGCCAACACCACCCCUCCUCACCCGCCCCAGCCACAGGUCCCCGUGGCGCUCCCUCGCAGCUGCACGCACGUCAGGAUCUGCCAGGAAUGCAGGAGGAUCCAGAGCCUGAGGUCAGGGAUGGGGUCCACAAGGAUCCCCCCCUCAUCUGCACCCCUGCCGCGCCUGCCCCCUCCUCCUCCCCCCUCCUCCUCCAACACAGACAGCGAGGGGGGUGGUGGGUCUAGCCCCCGGCGGCUCCCCCACAGCACCCCUGCACCCUGCCUACCUAUACCACCCCCACAGAGCAGCACCGACACAGACCUUCUGGGAAGCAGGACUAAGACUGACGAUCUAGGAGGGGCUGGAGGGUAUAUGGGGGCAAGUUAAUGGUGACUUAACUGAUGUUUUGAGCUGCUCAGUGACACUAUUCUCUGACCCUCUGUACAUUGGCCUCCAGGAGGGAACUACAGGGAGAGAAGGAGGGAGAAAGAGAGAGAGAGAGAAUUAGAGGGCUCAAAGACGUUGUGAGACGUGUGAUGAAGCAAUGGAAAGGAUAUAUUUGCACAGAUGCCAAAAGACACACCCAUACAGAAGGAGAAAGAAGGAGAGACUUCCUUUGCUCUCCAGCGCUCUGCCCAGCUGGGUCUGAUGUUAGCCCAGUCUGUUCACACAACCAUGCUUUGCUGUGUUCUGACUUUGUGGUUUACUUGAAGAUGGCUGCUCGGUUCUUAUCUUGACUUACCAGUGGACCAAUCAGGACUGAGCUACACUGGAUAAAGUAGUCAGGUAACUCAUAUAAUUUGAUGCCAGACCUACUGGUUUCUCUGUUGGUCUCUCUCUGUUCUCCCCGCUCUCUCUCUCCAUCUCUCUAUCUUUCCCUUUCCAUGGUACCACAGACUCACCUAGAGCGUCCAGCUCUUCCUCUCUGGACAGUGACCACUGAAGGAGGAGUCCACAUCGAUCCUGGAGGACCUUUAAUCUAUAGAACAUACAACAACAGAAGACUUUAAAACUGACUCAGAGAAUUAUAUGAUUUUCCAGAUUUUUUUGUUGUUGUCUUUGUCGUUUGGUUACCAUUGUUCUAAGUGGAAGUUAAAGAAAAAUAAAGACUAUAUAUGUGA
This is a messenger RNA of Oncorhynchus nerka (sockeye salmon), 5338 nucleotides long. RefSeq names its product glutamate receptor ionotropic, kainate 5-like. NCBI's taxonomy places the organism in Eukaryota, Metazoa, Chordata, Actinopteri, Salmoniformes, Salmonidae. Gene Ontology annotation, biological process: synaptic transmission, glutamatergic; monoatomic ion transport; modulation of chemical synaptic transmission. The coding region runs from base 1353 to 4604 and encodes 1083 amino acids. Gene Ontology annotation, molecular function: transmitter-gated monoatomic ion channel activity involved in regulation of postsynaptic membrane potential; kainate selective glutamate receptor activity. The transcript is spliced from 20 exons. The record is from RefSeq and is a predicted model, not a curated record. Gene Ontology annotation, cellular component: presynaptic membrane; kainate selective glutamate receptor complex; plasma membrane.